AUGAUAUUACUUCAUGCCAUAUAUACUCUUUGGGUAAUUAUACUACUUCCGCUACUCAAUGCAGAGAAAUUUGUCCCAAAAGUAACGGAGGCUCCUAUAGAAACAUCAUUUAAUCUAGUGAGUUUUGAUGAUUCCAACACUUCUAUCAGAUUAGAUGGUUGGGGGGUUGUAUGGAUAAGUUUCGACGCUGGAGAAAAUUGGGAAACGGUCAAAGAAAUUGAAGAGCGCAUUUUCAGAUUUACUGUUGAUCCUUUCCAUGGACAGGAAAGAGGUUUCGCUUUUAUAUGUGAAUCACCCAAAUUCUACAUUACCGACGACCGUGGGGAGUCAUGGAGGGCUUUAACUAUACCCUCAUCAGAAGAAUAUUUAGAUGGCGACUGUUUUAUAACUACUCAUCCUAGAAACAAAGAACUUCUUAUUGCGAAUUGCUAUAGCUAUAUGAUAGACGCAGACGUUUUAUAUGACCCAAGUGAAAUUUACUUGAGCAAUGAUGGGAAUCCUUUUUUAAAAUUAAACCUUCCUUGGAAAAGAAAAAAGACGACGAUAUAA
Molecule: messenger RNA, 549 nt
Organism: Saccharomyces cerevisiae S288C
Lineage: Eukaryota; Fungi; Ascomycota; Saccharomycetes; Saccharomycetales; Saccharomycetaceae
Gene: YCR101C
Exons: 1
Coding region: 1-549 (182 amino acids)
Cellular component (GO): membrane
Source: RefSeq, marked reviewed